AUGUAGGCCCGUCGACGGCUGCUUAAGGCACACUUCCGAAUUCGAGCAGCUGCAUGCAUCCCGUGCAGGGACAAGGUGCGGUUUGCCGGGCGAAUUGGCUGUGUAACUAACAACGGCUCCGAAUAGCAAAGCAUGAGAUCUCUGCAUCGCAUCCUGAGGUCGUCAGAUCAGACCGGAGUUGCGGAGGGAUAAAGGACGCCCGCCAGGUGGUAUUUAUUAGGCCUCCCACCCAGGGCCGGAGAGAAAAGUGUCGAGGCUGCUUUGGAAACCUGGCGGGCCAGCAUCCAAACUCCCCCCUGGCAAAGACCCCGAGGCGCCUUUUCCCUGAUAGCCACUCAUUACCCCAAUGGAUCCACGGCUGCUAGUAUGCUGCUCGUAUCAAGAGGACAGCAAGACGCGACGAGACUCAGGGCAUCGGUGUUGGGCAUCCGAGACGCUUGAGAUCGGCAUAGCUGCUCUUUGCAGUUUCGUGACGUGGGAGUACACAAUUCAAAAUGAGGGGUCUCGAGAAUACAAUGACAGAUUACCCGGGCAGCAUAUCGUGGAAAAGCAUGCCGACGGUUCCAUCUUCCGACCAUCUCCUAGCCUCCUGCUCUUUUCCUGUCUGGUCUUCGGCUGCUGUGUCUCCUCAUUCACGCACCGGCGACAAACCGAGGAUCAGUACCAGGCUGUCGUUUAUGUCGUUCUCCUCGCAGGCGCUGCCGUUGCUGGGUACGCAGUUGGAGCAGACGUGCACCUGAUACUCCUGGGAUAUCUUCCUUGGGCAACAUGUGCAGCCAUGGCCCUCAGCAUCUCAGGCCAUGGUCUCUAUCGGUGGCUACAACGCGAUUCCAGACCUGCCCAAGGAGACGAGGAGAAGGUGCCGCUUAUGGGUUGA
Molecule: messenger RNA, 877 nt
Organism: Canariomyces notabilis
Lineage: Eukaryota; Fungi; Ascomycota; Sordariomycetes; Sordariales; Chaetomiaceae
Exons: 2
Coding region: 347-877 (176 amino acids)
Source: RefSeq, a predicted model, not a curated record